Messenger RNA from Colletotrichum siamense, 711 nucleotides. Its product is annotated as putative J domain-containing protein. NCBI's taxonomy places the organism in Eukaryota, Fungi, Ascomycota, Sordariomycetes, Glomerellales, Glomerellaceae. The transcript is spliced from 4 exons. The record is from RefSeq and is a predicted model, not a curated record. Bases 1 to 711 code for a protein of 236 amino acids.
AUGGCGAACACUGGCGCUCCCCCGAACUACUAUGCGAUCCUGGAGAUCACCGAGGCAGCUACGACCCAGCAGGUUCGAGAUGCAUACAAGAAAGCCGCCCUGAAGACACAUCCCGACAGGGUCCCCGCCGAUUCCCCAGAGCGAGCGUCACGAACCCGCAAGUUUCAGCUUGUCAACGACGCAUACUACACCCUUUCCGACACCACAAGGAGGCGCGAGUACGAUGCUCAGCGCAAGAUGUUCGGCGCGUCGGCCGGCUACACCGCCAACGACCCAUUCGACGAUCCCGAGGAGGAGAUCCCCCCGCAAGCCGGUCCCAAUACCAAUAACGCCUACUCCUGGGCUUGGAACUUCUUCACCGGCCAGCAGGCAAAGACAGAGGAGCAGCGCGAGAGGGCAGACAACCAGCAAUUCGGCGAUGUGUUCGAGGAGAUGCUGCGCGAGGAGGGCAUGGCGGAGGAGGGUACCAACCGACCGACGAGCUCUUUCUGGGGGACCAUCGGUGGCGUAAGCGGCGCUGCGCUGGGUUUCAUCGUCGGGAACAUGCCCGGCGCGUUGGCUGGAGGUGUUGCCGGGAACAGACUUGGGGCAGUUCGAGACGCCAAGGGGAAGAGCGUCUACGCGGUGUUCCAGGAUUUGCCGCAGUCAGAUCGUGCUAGGUUGCUCACACAGUUGGCUGCCAAGGUCUUCAGCCAUACUGUGGGGGUUUGA